Messenger RNA from Entamoeba dispar SAW760, 357 nucleotides. Its product is annotated as histone H4. Gene Ontology annotation, biological process: nucleosome assembly. Gene Ontology annotation, molecular function: DNA binding; protein heterodimerization activity; structural constituent of chromatin. The transcript has a single exon. NCBI's taxonomy places the organism in Eukaryota, Evosea, Mastigamoebida, Endamoebidae. The record is from RefSeq and is a predicted model, not a curated record. Bases 1 to 357 code for a protein of 118 amino acids.
AUGGCUACGGAUACAGGAUCAGGAAGAGGUAAAGGUGGAAAGGGAGUAACUCUCGGAAAAGGUUCCAAAGGGGCUAAAGCAAGUAAUGGAGGAAAAAGAAUUAGAACUAAAACACAACAAGACGCACUUAAAGGAAUUACUAAACCAGCAAUUAGAAGACUCGCCAGAAGAGGAGGAGUAAAGAGAAUUAAUGGAGCUGUUUAUGAUGAGACUCGUAAUGUUCUCAAACAAUUCCUUGAACAAGUCAUUAGAGAUUCAGUUACAUACACUGAACAUGCUAAAAGAAGAACUGUAACUGCUAUGGAUGUUGUUUAUGCCCUUAAGAGACAAGGAAGAACUCUCUAUGGUUAUUCUUAA